AUGUGUACCUCUCAUCAUGAUGAUAUAUCACAACACAAACUCCCUUGUCUCCAUUGCGACCCACACUCAUACAUUCACAUGGUUCAGAAUAUGAUAGAGAGGUGUAUCAUACUCCGUAUGAGUCGCGACGAAUGCGUCAAGGCGUUAGACCGCCACGCAAGCAUUCUACCACUCGUUACACUCACCGUUUGGAGAGGACUUGAGAGGGAAAAUAAGGAGUUCUUUGAAACGUAUGAGCAUUCCUUAUCUCCUGAGCCAUUUCUCAAGCCGAUAUGUUCGGAGAUCACCGAGGCUGGCGAGAAGGAUACAACAGUGAAGACUUUGCCUUAG
Molecule: messenger RNA, 330 nt
Organism: Eruca vesicaria subsp. sativa (arugula)
Lineage: Eukaryota; Viridiplantae; Streptophyta; Magnoliopsida; Brassicales; Brassicaceae
Source: the annotation of a GenBank genome assembly